This is a messenger RNA of Dichomitus squalens LYAD-421 SS1, 981 nucleotides long. RefSeq lists its product as uncharacterized. Bases 1 to 981 code for a protein of 326 amino acids. NCBI's taxonomy places the organism in Eukaryota, Fungi, Basidiomycota, Agaricomycetes, Polyporales, Polyporaceae. The transcript has 8 exons. The record is from RefSeq and is a predicted model, not a curated record.
AUGUCAGCGAGUUUUCCGCUGUCGAAAGCAUACUUCGUGGCGCUUUUCUGCGAAGCCAUCCUGCAUGGUAUCUUCACAGUAUUGGCCGGCGGUGCGGUGUAUCUGCUUCUUCUCUCGACGGUGCAUAUAGCCCUGUCGCUCCGCCAGAAUCUUAUCGCGUUCUUCGCCCAGCAUGCGGCUGAGGGUGCACUGAGUAUUCUCAACGACCAGGGGAACCCGAUAGUGUAUAUGCAAAUCCUUAUUGAGGUCGUCAACGAUUCAAUCGUGUGCUGGAGGGCUUGGGUCCUCUGGGGAAGAGACUACAGGGUCGUCAUUCCCCCGAUACUAUGUAUUUCGGGCGGCCUGGCAACAGGGAUCGGGAUGGUGCACGCCUUUGCGGUAUCCCCGCCUGGCCAGGAGGUCUACGACGCCGACAUUACAAGUUGGUUCUUGGCUUUCGGUGUCUUGACGUGCAUAUCGAACAUCUACUGCGUCGUGGCCAUCUCAGACGCCAGGGCGACGUUCCGCAACAUGCGCCAGUACAGUAGGGGCAUGGUGAUACGCGGCGGCAAGUACCACAGUGCGCUGCUGAUCAUCGUCGAGUCGGGUGUCCUGUACUGCGUGGUCCUCAUCAUCACAGUCAUCUUGUUCGCUUCGGACAACAACGGCGUCUACGUCAUCGCUGAUAUGCUCAGCCACCUGACGGGGAUCUACCCCACCGUGAUCAUCGUGCUCGUCAGCCUGAAGAUGACGUUCUACGACGACGUCGCCCGCGCGCAGAAAACGCUGACCACGUUCCAGGCCGAGGCCCCGUCCGGCGAGUUCAGGACGACGGUCGACUCCCGGAGAAGAGCGCGCGGCGCAGUCGAGUCUGGCGAGUCUGGCGAGACGGAGAGCACAUACGUCCUUGAGCCCAUGUCGUUCGCCCCGCGCCGGUCGCUCGACUUGCGAGGGGCAUUCCCAUCAAACGUUUCCGCUAAGGAGGACGGUCUUAUAUGUUAA